This is a messenger RNA of Alternaria rosae, 941 nucleotides long. RefSeq names its product xylanase. The record is from RefSeq and is a predicted model, not a curated record. Lineage: Eukaryota; Fungi; Ascomycota; Dothideomycetes; Pleosporales; Pleosporaceae. The transcript has 2 exons. Gene Ontology annotation, biological process: xylan catabolic process. Gene Ontology annotation, molecular function: hydrolase activity, hydrolyzing O-glycosyl compounds. Bases 178 to 876 code for a protein of 232 amino acids.
CCAGGUGCGCCUGCCUGACAGGUGCCCUCCAAUUUGGAAGGCUCCCUCGAUCCGCAGCCGCAGUUCACCGGAGGUUCCUGGUAAUGAUCAGCACGGUACAACGCCUCCACUGCUAUAUAAGAGUCCCAACUGUCCUUGAAAGAAGGACACCAAGCAUCUCCAACUUGAAUCAACACAAUGGUUGCCUUCUCUUCUAUCAUUCUCGCUCUCGGUAGCGCCACUGCGGCUCUGGCCUCGCCCCUUGGCCUCAUCCUAGAGGCUCGUGCUCAGGAAGAGUCUGCCAACUUGACUGCUCGCGCCACUCAGCCAGGCGAAGGCACCAACAACGGCUAUUUCUACUCAUUCUGGACCGACAACCAAGGUCAAGUCACCUACAACAACGGUGCUGCCGGAAAGUACGAUGUCCAGUGGUCCAACGUCGGUAACUUCGUUGCUGGCAAGGGAUGGAACCCCGGUUCUCCUGACAAGGUGGUCAAAUACUCUGGCACCUGGAACGCCGCCAAUGUAAACUCCUACGUCUCUCUUUACGGAUGGACUCGCAACCCGCUCGUCGAGUACUACAUCGUCGAGACCUACGGCUCUUACAACCCCUCUUCUGCUGCUCAGAAGAAGGGUUCCGUCACCUCUGACGGUGGCACAUAUGACAUCCUCCAGACCACCCGCACCAACCAGCCUUCCAUUGACGGCACUGCUACCUUCCAGCAGUACUGGUCUGUUAGGACUAGCAAGCGCGUUGGUGGUACCAUCACUGUCAAGAACCACUUCGAUGCCUGGGCCAAGUACGGACAGAAGCUUGGUACGCACUACUACAUGAUACUCGCUACUGAGGGCUACCAGAGUUCUGGAUCUGCUAGCAUCACCGUUGAGAGCUCUUGAAGAAUUGCGCUUGCAAAUCAGAGUAGUCAAAAAGCCUGACGGCUUGAAUUCUUGUAGAUAUAUAC